Messenger RNA from Chlorella variabilis, 2697 nucleotides. RefSeq lists its product as hypothetical. Gene Ontology annotation, molecular function: ATP binding; ATP hydrolysis activity; ABC-type transporter activity. The annotation marks the transcript as partial. The record is from RefSeq and is a predicted model, not a curated record. Gene Ontology annotation, biological process: lipid transport; transmembrane transport. The transcript has 23 exons. Gene Ontology annotation, cellular component: membrane; intracellular membrane-bounded organelle. NCBI's taxonomy places the organism in Eukaryota, Viridiplantae, Chlorophyta, Trebouxiophyceae, Chlorellales, Chlorellaceae.
CUGCAGAAGCGCAAGUGGCUGAGCAACGCGGUGCUGCUGGCGGCGCCCUUCCUCAUCUGCAUGCUGCUGUGGGUGCUGCAAGACGUGAUCAACCAGCAGCUCGACGCCCGCUCCUUCCGAUGCGGCUGCAAGUGCCUGUCCUGCUGUGACUGGGCUUACAACGACAGCGAGUGUGGCUUCCUGUUCAGCACCACCGACCAGGCCGGGUUCUGCGCUGUGGAGGAGCCGCCGCUGUGGCCCGCACUGCUGGAGGUGCCGCAGGAGCAGCACCGAGGGCCCAAAGCCGCAAACGUCAUGCCCGCGGCGCUGCCCACCCCGCCCUCCAUCCCGCCCACCGACGCCCCCAUGCUCUACACAGGCGCAGACCCCGCUGAAGCGCAGCGGCUCAUGGAGGCGAUGUGGGGGCGGGCGGCCAGCAUCAGUGACGCGGUACUGGCGGCGUACAGCGCGGCGCAGGCGCAGGGCGAGGCGGUGCCCACAUCCACAGAGGGGCAGGCCAUCAGCAGCGAGCACGAUUUCCGCCACUCGGCUUGCCUGCUCCAUCCCCUGUGCCCUCAGGCUAUCACCAACAUGACUGGAUUCCCUGUGGAGUGCGCCAGCCUGGCGCCCGCCUGGCAGGUGGAUGCCAGCUGGAUCAACGACCAGGUCUACCUGCCGCCCGAGGCGGCGGCCGGCCCCGACGGCAGCCCCAGCUCCCAGUCCUUUGUGUCAGCCCUGUAUGACUGGAGCAACACCAGCGCAGCGGGGCUCAACGUGACGGUGUGGGUGAACAACAGCGACGUGGGGGGCGGGGAGGAGGGCGGCGUCCACCCACCCAGCGUGCAGCGCUGGUCCCAGCCCAUCAACCUGGCAGCCAACGCCUUUCUGAAGCGCCAGCUGGGCCCCGCGCACUCGGCGCGCCUGGUGGGCGUGAAGGACAUGCCUCGCGGCUCCUCCCGCCUCUCCCUCGACUUCUCCUCCCUGCUGGGGCCCCUGUUCAGCAUGUGGCUCCUGCAGCUGAUGCUGCCGGUGGGGGUGCACACGCUGGUCCAGGAAAAGGAGCAGCACCUGCGGGUGAUGAUGAAGAUGCAGGCAAGCGCUGCGGGCCUGAGCGACUCUGUCUUCUACCUGGUCAUGUACUGCUGGAACCUGGCCCUGUACUGCGCCUUUGUGGCCGUCUUCUGCCUCUUCGGCGGCCUCAUCGGCCUCAAGAUCUUCACCCUCAACAGCUACUCCCUGCAGGCCACUUUCUACUUCCUGUGGGGCCUGGCCCUCACCAGCUGGACCUUCUACUUUUCUGCGCUGUGGCGCGAGGCGCGCCCCGCCGUCCUGCUGGCCGUCAUUUGGCUCAUCAUCAGCGGGUGGGCUGCUUGGCGGUACCGCGGCCUGUAUGAGCUGUCUCAGUACGCCUUCCUGGCCGACCGUACCGGCGGCUCGGGCCUCACCUGGUCCAAGCUGGGCGAGGCGGGCAACGGCAUGGUGUCCGUGCUGCUGAUGUGCGCGGUGGAGGCUGUGGUGUUCAUGUGGCUGGCAUACUACCUGGAGCAGGUACGGGGUGCAGGGACUGGCAUCCGCCGCCACCGCCUCUUCUUCCUCGGCUUCAAGCUCCGCGAGAAGGAGGCCCCCGAGCGGCGGCGCUGGCUGGCUGGCUGGCGGCGGCGCCGCAGGGCCGCGCAGGACGGCGGCGGCACGGCCAAGGGCUCGGCGUCUGCACGUCAGUUGCUGGCUCAGCCGCCCGCCGCCAUCGUGCUGCGCUCGCUGCGCAAGGUCUUCCCAGCCCGCGACGGCAACGCCGAGAAGGUGGCGGUUGCUGACCUGUCGCUGGCCGUCCCGCGCUGCGAGUGCUUUGGCCUGCUGGGCCCCAACGGCGCCGGCAAGACCACCACCAUCCGCAUGAUGGAAGGCUUCAUGUCCGCCACCAGCGGCCAGGCCCUGAUAGAGGGGCUGGACAUUGGGCGGGACAUGGACGACAUCUACGCCCUCAUGGGCGCCUGCCCCCAGCACGACCUGCUGUGGGAUGGGCUGACUGUACGCGAGCACCUGCUGUUCUACGCCCGCAUAAAGAACUUUGCGGGCAAGCGGCUGAGGCGGGCGGUGGACGACGCCCUGCGCUCCGUCAACCUCUUCACAGUCGGGAACGACCUGGUGGGGGGCUACAGCGGCGGCAUGAAGCGGCGGCUGAGCGUGGCCAUCUCUCUGGUGGGGGACCCUCUGGUGGUAUACCUGGAUGAGCCAAGCACAGGCCUGGACCCGGCGUCCCGCCAGCUGCUGUGGAACGUGAUCCGCCAGGCUCGCCGCGAGCGCGCCGUGGUGCUGACAACUCACAGCAUGGAGGAGGCGGAGGCUCUCUGCGACAGGCUGGGCAUCUUUGUGGGCGGGCGGCUGCAGUGCCUGGGCAACCCCAAGGACCUAGUGUCCCGCUUCGGCGGCUACCUCUCCUUCACCAUCACCACGCCUGUGGGGCAGGAGGCGGCGGCGGCGGCGGUGGUGCGCGGGCUGUCGCCCUCGGCCCGCCUCGUGUAUGCCUUGGGCGGCACCCAGAAGUUCGAGCUGCCUGUGGGGGAGGCCGGGGUGGACCAGAUCUUCUCCCGCAUGGAGGAAGUGAAGGCCAGGCGGGAGUUGGACUUGGUUGAUUGGGGUGUCUCCAACGCCACCCUGGAGGAGGUGUUCAUCCGCAUCACCCGCGAUGCGGGCGUCAGGAUGGGCGCAUUUGCCUGA